Messenger RNA from Entamoeba invadens IP1, 5721 nucleotides. RefSeq names its product protein serine/threonine kinase, putative. Gene Ontology annotation, biological process: protein phosphorylation. The record is from RefSeq and is a predicted model, not a curated record. Gene Ontology annotation, molecular function: ATP binding; protein kinase activity. The transcript is spliced from 3 exons. The coding region runs from base 1 to 5721 and encodes 1906 amino acids. Lineage: Eukaryota; Evosea; Mastigamoebida; Endamoebidae.
AUGAAUACGGUAUUCGUCGCAUUUGUGGUGAUAGCUGUUUAUGGGCAAAUUGAAAAUUGUGUGGAUCAAAAAGAAAUAAAGUGUACACUAUGUAACGAAGGUUACUAUCCAGCUGAAGAUGGGUCACUUUGCUCACAAUGUGAAGAUACAAAUUGUAAAACGUGUACUGAUCUUAAAGUAUGUACUCUAUGCAAGGAACCGUUUUAUAAGAAUUGCACUGAUUUUACUUGUGUUACGAGUUGUACUGCAAAUAUUGGAUAUUACAAAAAGAGUGAAUCGAAUGAGUGUGAACGAUGUUCCGAAAGCUCCUGUACUAUUUGUGAGAACGAUCUUUGCUCAAAAUGUGAAAAUUAUCUUAAAGAAGAUACACUCACUUGCACAGACUGUUCUGGGGUUGGCGUCUACAAAACAACUAACGGUGAAAUACCCGUUUGUAAAGAAUGUUCCUCCAAUUGUUUACAUUGUCUGGACAACACCAAAUGUUUUCAUUGCAAUUCUGAAAAUUAUUUGAAUAUGGAGAGUUACCAAUGCCAAGACGGCUGCUCCGCAAGUGGGUUUUAUGACAGUACAAUAACAUCAUCAACAAAUAAAACAUGCUCAAAAUGUUCCAUUAAGUCGUGCGCCAUAUGUGUCAACGAUCAAUGCACUUCUUGUGAAAGUACACUGUUUUUAAAAGUCGAAGAUGACAUAACAGAGUGCGUUGAAAAUUGUGGAUCUGGGUAUUACAGCACAGUAGAAGAGGGUAUUUCAAAGUGUUUGCCGUGUUCUGACACCAAUUGUGAGACAUGUCCAACAAAUGGAGUGUGUACCCAUUGUAAGAGUCCUUUAUUACUGAAUGUAACAGACAAGAAAUGUGAAACUGUAUGUAAAGACUAUUAUUAUUCGACCAAUUUUGAGUGUCAGGAGUGUAGUGUUAAGUAUUGUACAACAUGUCCGAGUGAUGUUUGCAGUGUCUGUGAUUCAACACAUCCAUUUUUAAAUACGACGUCUUCUCCACCAUCAAAUUGUAUUGUAGAAUGUCCAACAGAAGGGUAUUACCAAUUAGAAUCAAAUAAGUGCAAAAAAUGCAAUGAUGGUCAUUGCAAUGAUUGCACAGAUAAUAACGGAGUGUGUAGAAAAUGUAUGACUGGAUAUUUUCUUGACGGUACUGAAUGCAAAUUAUGUUCAACUGAAAUCUUUGGAAGUCCAUGUGCGACUUGUUCACAAACAACAAAGCGAUGUGAAGUGUGUAUGGAAGGGUACUACCCGGAUGCCAAUGGCCAAUGUAAACCAUGUGCUGACAUAAAUUGUAUGAGUAAUAAGUGUGAUACGAAAACUGAACAGUGUUCACAAUGUGUCAGUGGGUAUUAUCUCAACACAAUGGGCGCGUGUGCCACAUGUAAAAGUAUCAAUUGUCUUAAUUCCAGUUGUUCACAAAUAGACAACACGUGUACCGAAUGUAUUAAUAACAACUUUUUAGAUGGUUCAACGUGUAAACCAUGUAAUGAAAUAAUUAAUGGAAAUUGUCUCACAUGUUCUUCUACAUCAAAUAAAUGCACAAAGUGUGAUAUAGGGUAUUAUCCAAAAAACAACUUCUGUCAAUCAUGUUCGUCGAUUCAUUGUCAAGACGACAACUGUAAUCAAGAAAACGGGAAGUGUUUAAAAUGUGUCAGUGGGUUUUAUCUUGAUAAAUUGAGUUCAACGUGUCAAUUGUGUAGUACUAUUCAUUGUGAAAAUGACAGUUGUUCAUCAGUUGAUAAUAUAUGUUCUAAGUGUGUACUUGGGUAUUACCCACUUAACGGUAUUUGUCAAACAUGUUCAUCUCUGAAGUGUGAAAAUAGUAGUUGUGAUCAAUCAAAUGGUAAAUGCAAACAAUGUGAAGCUGAAUAUUACUUAGAAGAAUCAACUAAUCGGUGUCACACAUGUGAAAGUAUGAAUUGCUCUGUUGACUCGUGUUUUAGAGACAAUUCAAAGUGUACAAAUUGUACCAAAAACAACUUUUUGAAUGAAACGAAGUGUUUUCCAUGUGAAAAUAUUAAAAAUGGGUAUUGCAAAACGUGUAAUCCAGUCGGUGCCAAUUGUUUGGAGUGUCAAGCAAAUCAUUUCCUUCAUAAUACAACACGUUUGUGUCAUAUAUGUUCUGAUAUACCCAACUGUAAUCAAUGCAGUCAAACACUUGAAAGAUGUACCACGUGUAAAAAUGACUCAUAUUCACUUGAUAAUUCUGGUCACUGUGUUGAAUGUUCUUUAAUGAAUCCCAAUUGUGAACUUUGCAAUCCAAAAUCCUAUGGAACGUGUUAUCUUUGUAAAGAAGGCUAUUAUCUUGACAAUAAUAAAUGUGUCAAAUGCAAAGAUAAUUGUGCUGGCUGUUCGAGUGCUACGAACUGCUUUGGAUGUGUGAGUGAUUCAUUCGUCUUAUUUGGAAAUGAGUGUAAAACAAAAAAAUGUGAUAACACGACUGAUAUGAAUGAUGUGACGUGUUCAUAUCAUUGUAAUAAUUUCACUUCUGUUAAACCCAAUUGCGAUUUGAGUGUCGAAGACUCUCUCAAAGGGUCUUGUCUAUACCACACUGAAUAUAAAACAGAAGAUAAAAUUGAAACAAAAUGUAUCCAAUGCCCAAUUGGACAGAAACUGUUUAAUAAUGUGUGUACUAUUAUAAUGGAUGUAGACUGUGCUGCUGACUCUGAGAUAUGCACUUCAAAUAUCACCAGUGGAGUCUUCCAAACAUCAAAUCGUGUGGUUAAAACAUGUGAGAGUGUCACAACAAAUGCUGGUGAAUGUGUUUAUAGUGGCAAUACAAUAGUCGUUACGGGGUGCAUUAAAGACUACAAACUGCAACCCAACGGAAACGACUUUGAAUGUGUUUUUGAAAUUGAAAGAUGUGAAAAGUAUCAACAUAAUAAUAAACAAAUGACAGUCGACGCAAACAGUUCAACACUUGAAUGUGUGAAAUGUCAUGAUGGAUAUUAUUUGGAUAAAGGAAUAUGUUCGCAAUGCCCUUCAGAAUGCCCAACGUGUUAUAAUAACACUGCAUGUAUGUUAUGUAACAAUGCUUCUCAUUACGUUGUUUAUAAUGAUGGGAAAUUGAUGUGUGUCAUUAAAGAAAGUUGUUAUGAUUACAACGAACUGAACAGAACAUGCAUUGAAUGUGGGAGUGGGUAUUACAAAGCAAGCAAUGGAGAAUGUAAACGAAAUACAAUUGAACGGUGUCUCAAACAGACUGAAUUAACGUGUUUGGAGUGUGAAGACAAUGCAUUUCUACGUAAUGGGAAGUGUUAUUCAUGUUCAAGUCCAUUAGACGAGAUCUGUUUCUCUGACUUUAUUGUUGAAUCUCCACAGUCGAAUACUUUUAAAACACUUUUUAUUAAACAAGAAAGUGCCAGUGAUACAUGUGAAGCGUAUUCUAAAAACGGAUGUGUUCGUUGUGUUGUUCAACACUAUUUGAAUGGUGAUGGGUUCUGUUCGAAGUGUUCUGAGAACUGUACGAGGUGCUUAAAUAGUGAGACCUGUGUGGAGUGUGAAGAAGGGUUUAAAGUGUCUGACAAUGUUUGUGUCAAACAAAACAACGCGAACUGCGACUUCUUUUCCGACAUCAAAGGUGGAUGUGUUAUUUGUUCGAGUGGGUAUUACUUGGAAGACAAAGAAUGUCAAAAAUGUCAGAAUGAAGGGUGUACCUGCAUUCAAGCGAGUGUGUGUACUGGUUGUAUUGCCAAUUAUUACAUGCCAAAUACCCUUUCCAUAUGUAAACCCUUUGAGGAAUUAACAAAUUGUAUCAUAAAAACUGAUCGAGGGUGCACACUAUGUAAUGAGAGUUACUACCUCUCUGAUGGCGAGUGUGAUCUUUGCAGUUCUGCUUGUAAAACGUGUAAAUCGAGUGCGGAAGAGUGUACUCAAUGCUCUCAAGAGUAUGUCAAAAAGUCGAUUUCAACUCGAUUUAGUUGUGUGCAUUACACAGAAGUGCCGAAGUGUCUUGGUGCGCAAGAAGGAUUGUGUUCUUCAUGUGAGAGUGGGUAUAAGCUGAGUGUUGAUGAGAUAUCAUGUGAAGAGAAGUCUUAUUUGGGUGCUAUUUUAGGGAGCACUCUUUCCGUUCUGUUUGUAAUAAUAGUAGUUGUCAUAAUACUGUUAAUAGUCUUCUUCUGGUUUGUCGAGAAGAAGCUUCAAAAGCAUCGGUUAACAACAGUGACACUCUUUAAGAUCAAAUACAGUAACUUGACAUUUGUUCCAUUGUCUGAUACUUCUCCAUUAGAAGUGAAUAAGCCAGAACUUCGUUUUGAUUUAGACGCUAGUAUGGUACCUGUUGGGAAAGAGUCUCGAGACUUGAUCUGUAUAGGGAACAUCAGUAAAUAUGAAAUGAAAGUGCAGUUCACAGUGAAAGAGAGUAAAGAGAAGUAUUCAUUACGGUAUAAUCCCGAGCUUGUAGCAUUAGAAGGAGGAUAUGCGUGUGAAAUAGAAUUAUUCAUCACCCCGCAUUGUACUUGUACUAUUGAAGAUACCAUUUCUGUUGUUUCCUUUAACAUGAAAACGGGAGAGGAAAUAGUCGAUCAAAUCAACUUGAAAGUAACGACAGAGAUUACUACUCAAUUGGACCCGGACGAAUUAAUAGAUGAAAAGAAACUUGGAGAAGGAUCUUUUGGAAUUGUAUAUAAAGGGAAGUAUAGAGGACACUCUGUUGCGAUUAAGAAGAUGAGAGGCUCUGCAGUGACUGAAGACCAACUGAAAGAGUUUGAGAAGGAAGUAGCGAUGUUGGACAAGUUCCGGUGUGAGUAUAUUGUCCACUUCUAUGGAGCUGUUACGAUACCAAAUAAAGUGUGUAUGGUCACUGAAUAUGCUGAAUAUGGGAGUUUACAAGACUUAAUUAAGAAACGCAUGAAAGAUCCGAUAGACAAGAAUAUGAGAAUUAAAAUACUGUUGGACGCGUCGAAGGGUGUGAAGUACUUGCAUGACAAUGAUAUGUUACAUCGAGACGUUAAACCGGAUAACAUUCUUGUGUUUUCAUUGGACAAACAUGUGAUGGUCUCCGGUAAAUUGACUGACUUUGGGAGUAGUAGAAACGUCAAUCUGAUGAUGACUAAUAUGACAUUCACUAAAGGUAUUGGAACCCCUUCUUAUAUGGCCCCAGAAGUUUUAAAUCGAGAAUACUAUAAACAACCGGCGGAUGUGUAUUCACUUGGAAUGACGAUAUACACCACUAUGUUGUGGAAAGAACCAUUCCCAAAAAUCUUAUUCCCAUAUGCAUGGUCUGUCGCUGACUUUGUAACAUCAGGACAGAUGCUUGGAAGAGAAGGAAUUGAUGAGGACGUGUAUGCAAUUAUUGUGGCGUGUUGGACGAAGUCCCCGAAAGAAAGAAUGCUAACAAAUGUACUUGUCAAGAAGCUGGGGGACUUGAUCGACAGAGUUAACUUUAAAACAAUCAAAAAGGUUGUUGGGACCAACAAUGAGAUGCGACAAACAUUGUUUAAUAAGAAAAUUGGAGGCCUUCGUGAUAAAACAGCAGAAGAGACUAAUACCAAAGAAGAUAUUGAUACACAACAAAAAGAACAAAUCAAUGUCAAAAACUCGUUGCAAAGCACAGACUGCGUCGAACUCCCUUUGGUCGAAACUCAAAUGGAAAAUACACCAGCUUUCAAAAAGUCAUCAAUUGGGAAGAAACUCUUGUGUGAUGGUUCGAUGGAAAGUAUACCAAAACAUGCUCAAGAGGCACUCGAAAGUACUUCUGAAGGGUCAUUAUCUUCAUUUGAAUAA